AUGGACCACAAAUCUAAUGCUCACGAUGACGAGAAGCAUGUCAAUCAGUCUCAAGUGUCCGAAAAGGAGAUAGCCGAUGAGGCUCGGAUCGCGACGACCAAGGAACACGGUCUGACCGUCCGACAAGGUCUCAAAGCUUACCGUAAAGCUAUAGGAUGGAGUAUACUCCUCUCUUCCGCUGUCAUCAUGGAAGGUUACGAUACAAUCCUGCUCCAUGGCAAGCUGCCGCUCACUGGUUACUUGGUCAAUAUGUAUGGCAACAAGAAGGUCAUGACCGGGGCUACCAUGAUGAUGAUUGCCUUUUUCAUUGCUUCUGGUGUCCUUGUCGGCGUUCAACCUCGAACUGACCAAUGGGGAUGGAGAAUCCCAUUCGCAAUUCAAUGGGUCUGGCCAAUUCCCAUCAUCUUUGUCUGCCUGUUCUGUCCAGAGUCACCCACUUGGUUGGUUGAGCACGAGCGAGAACUCGAAGCAGAGAAGGCUGUCAGUCGUCUACAAUCAUCCUCCUCAGCUCAUAACAUCCCUUCUCCUCGUGAGACUGUGGCUCUGUUAUCUCAGACAAACAUGAUCGAAAAGCGUCUUACGCUUGGUGCUGGUUAUCUUGAAUGUUUCCGGGGAACCAACCGUCGUCGUACCGAAAUCGCUGUCGGUACAUGGGUGACGCAGCAAAUGUGUGGACCCGUCCUGCAAACCUAUGCAAUCUACGCCAUCGCUUUUGUCGGUACUGUCUUAUCGUGGCCAAUGAUCAAUAUGUUUGGACGUCGAACUAUCUUCCUCGGGGGUCUUGCGGGGAUAUUUGUCUCCCUUCUCAUCGUUGGCUUCAUCAGCUGGGGACCAGCGUCAUCGACAUCGGUGUCAUGGGCCAUUGGCGCCUUCUUGCUCAUAUUCACUUUCAUUUACGACUCCACCGUUGGACCUUUAACCUACGUGAUUGUUCCCGAGGCUCCCUCCUCUAGGCUGCGCCACAAGACCAUUGUCAUUGCGCGUAAUAUGUACAACAUCACUUGUAUUUGGACCGGUGUCAUCACGCCGUAUAUGCUCAAUACAACUGCGUGGAACUGGGGGUGA
This is a messenger RNA of Kwoniella shivajii, 1065 nucleotides long. RefSeq lists its product as uncharacterized. The record is from RefSeq and is a predicted model, not a curated record. Gene Ontology annotation, cellular component: membrane. Gene Ontology annotation, molecular function: carbohydrate:proton symporter activity. Bases 1 to 1065 code for a protein of 354 amino acids. The transcript has 9 exons. Gene Ontology annotation, biological process: carbohydrate transport; transmembrane transport. NCBI's taxonomy places the organism in Eukaryota, Fungi, Basidiomycota, Tremellomycetes, Tremellales, Cryptococcaceae.